GAAGGAAGAGAAGAGAGGGAGGGAGUUUGAGCCAGUGAGAUGGAAGCGCACAAGCUGAUCAGACUCCUACUAAAAGGCGGUAAGCAGAGAUAGAAAGCGAGAGGGAGAGGGGACUUGGGCGAUAGAGAGAGAAACUUGGAAACGUCGGAAUGGUCAAACGCUGUGGAUGUUGUAGGAGAUGAGCCUCAGGACUUUGGAUUCUUCCAUCGCGGUGGAACAACAAGGAACUUCCCCCUCAAGGAAAGCCUCAGAGUGGGAGAGCACUGACUGCUGCCGGGAGAGCGUAAAAUUAAGUCAUUCCACUUUGGGAAUCAUUUGAAUGUAAAAUUGUAAACUGAAAAGGUGGUAGCGAGGCGAGACCAAAAUACCUGGUGAGCCAGGUCAAAAUAAUUUGGGAGGUACUGACAUUUCUUGACAGGUUUUUUGUGUCGUACAACAGAAAUAAAACUGAGAUUCUUAAAGAACAGAGUUCGUAGAAGGCGUCGCGAGGGGAUGAGCAGUACCGACAGCCCUGGAAUCAGAAGCUUUUUGGACGUACCCGCGGUGAAUCUAUCGUUUAUCCUUGGAUUUGGUUCGCUCGGAGCGCUCGGAUCUUAACCUCGUUGCGAGGCCGUACCGGUUUUCCACACUGGGCACUGGCCGACGGCUCUUCUCCCGACGCCUGGCAGUGACCCGUCCCACCCUGCCGCGGGACUCGGCACGUGGGGGCCGAACGAACCAUGCUGACCGAGCCUCCGGGGCCAGCCAGAGCAGAGCCCCGACCAGCGCCGAGGCCAGUUCCCACCGCUGUAGCCGCACCAUGUCCCGGCCGGCGGCGGCUUCCCUGGAGCAGAACGCCACGGAGCCCGGCGAGGGCCCGGGGGUCCGACUCCAGUGGGCCGCGCUGCUCAUCCUCAUGGUCAUCGUGCCCACCAUCGGCGGCAACAUCCUGGUCAUCCUCGCCGUGUCGCUAGAGAAGAAGCUGCAGAACGCCACCAACUACUUCCUGAUGUCUCUGGCGGUGGCGGACCUGCUGGUGGGACUGCUGGUGAUGCCCAUCGCCCUGAUCACUAUUCUCUACAAUUCCGGGUGGCCCCUUCCGGAAUUCCUCUGCCCCAUCUGGCUCUUCCUGGAUGUCCUUUUCUCCACUGCCUCCAUCAUGCACCUGUGUGCAAUCUCCCUCGAUCGAUACAUCGCCAUUAAGAAACCCAUUCAACACAGCCAGUACAAAUCAAGGACUAAGGCCAUGAUGAAGAUCGCACUGGUGUGGCUGAUAUCAAUUGGUAUAGCCAUUCCGAUUCCCAUUAAGGGACUGCAGAACUACCAUCUUCCCAACAACGUCACCUUCAACAGCAACCACACCUGCCUGCUGAAGACCGACAGCUUCCGGGAGUUCAUCAUGUUCGGCUCCUUGGUGGCCUUCUUCAUCCCGCUAAUGAUCAUGAUGGUGAUCUACCUGCUCACCAUCCAAGCUCUACGCAAAAAGGUUUACUUGCUCAGGUCGAGGGUGACCCAGCGUUUCACGCGCCAGACUGUCACCACGGUUUCCCAAAGGGAACAGGCUGAGGGCACUUCCCCUGCCGGGACACAGACAUCGCCGGAAGGCCCAUUGAUGCGGGCGUCUGGGAAACCGCUCUCACUCACAACGAACCGCCUUUCGAGGGACGACGUACCGUUUCGCAGGAUGUCGAGCAUAGGAAAGAAAUCCAUGCAGAACUUGAGCAACGAGCAGCGCGCCUCGAAGGUGCUGGGCAUCGUGUUCCUCCUGUUUGUGGUCAUGUGGUGCCCGUUCUUCAUCACCAACAUCACCUCCGUGCUCUGCCCCGACUGUGACGUCAACGUGAUCGCCCGGCUGAUGGAGAUCUUCGUAUGGGUGGGCUACGUAUCCUCGGGCAUCAACCCCUUAGUCUACACCCUGUUCAACAAGACUUUCAGACAGGCCUUUACCCGCUACAUCACCUGUAACUACAGUGUCUGGACUAGCAAUGGGCCGGGGAGACACCCCAGGGUGCAACACCGAGGACGGGGGCUGACAAAGAUCUCCUUCCGCUCCUCCAUGGCGGAGAAUUCAAAGCUGUUUGUGAAGCGAGGAAUGAAGAACGGCAUCGGGGCAGUGAGCUAUCAGAGCCCGCUGCGGUGCCGGCAAGUACCGAUACAGUCCCCCAGCAGUGUUGUGUUGGACACACUGUUCCUGACUGAAAACGAGGACUUAAAGCAGGGGGAGCACGUUAGCUAUGUAUAGAGGGGAUUGGCCCGGUUCAUAAUAAGGACACCUCCAGUACUUUGAGGUGUUGAAAGUUGCCCUACAUCUAUAAAUUAAUUUCCUAUUUCACAUCCAAGUAUUUCUGGACAAGUUAAAAUGGCAGGCUCAGUUUUAAUCCGUGCUUAGCGAGAGGCAACGACAAGCUGCAUAGUUAGCUACUCGUCAUGCUGCAACGCUAAUUCUAUCUCUUUGCGGCUCUGGAGAGUGCUAGCCUUGUAUGUUGAUUAUUGUACGUAAUAACAAAUUAUAACAAACACUUUACUUUGAGUGGAAUCGAUUAUUUUCCCAAGAGAAACAAAAAGAACAUCUGAACAAUAAAACUUCAUAGUGCAUUGUCUUUAUGAAGGCUGUGAAUAAGCGUUAAACUCUAGAGCGCUUGCAUGCAUCUUCUUCCGCUUAUCUGAAUUACUAUUCCUGGCAAAACAUCUUUGCCGUUUCUUACCACUUGUGAGGUUGCAUUAAUGCAUUGCACUAUUAAUGGCAAAAUGUCCAGUUUGUAUUAAAAUACUUCACAAUGGCAAUGUACAAAAUAAUGCAAGCAAGGUAAAUCGGAAAGCUUCUAUGUUCAAUAAAUUGGAAAUGUGGAAUUGUG
Messenger RNA from Gadus morhua (Atlantic cod), 2834 nucleotides. It is a transcript of the gene htr2b, whose product is annotated as 5-hydroxytryptamine (serotonin) receptor 2B, G protein-coupled. Gene Ontology annotation, cellular component: plasma membrane; dendrite. The record is from RefSeq and is a predicted model, not a curated record. The coding region runs from base 800 to 2221 and encodes 473 amino acids. Lineage: Eukaryota; Metazoa; Chordata; Actinopteri; Gadiformes; Gadidae. Gene Ontology annotation, molecular function: neurotransmitter receptor activity; G protein-coupled serotonin receptor activity. Gene Ontology annotation, biological process: release of sequestered calcium ion into cytosol; serotonin receptor signaling pathway; heart development. The transcript is spliced from 4 exons.